Molecule: messenger RNA, 3480 nt
Organism: Peromyscus eremicus (cactus mouse)
Lineage: Eukaryota; Metazoa; Chordata; Mammalia; Rodentia; Cricetidae
Gene: Clstn2
Product: calsyntenin 2
Exons: 19
Coding region: 1-2853 (950 amino acids)
Biological process (GO): positive regulation of synaptic transmission; homophilic cell-cell adhesion; positive regulation of synapse assembly
Cellular component (GO): postsynaptic membrane; cell surface
Molecular function (GO): calcium ion binding; X11-like protein binding; kinesin binding
Source: RefSeq, a predicted model, not a curated record
AUGCACAACUCUGAAGCUUUUCUACCUAUCAAGUGGGCUAAUGUGUUUUAUGACCUAGUAAACAAACACAAGCCAUGGAUCGAGACAUCCUACCAUGGAGUCAUAACUGAGAACAAUGACACAGUCAUUUUGGACCCUCCACUGGUAGCCCUGGAUAAAGAUGCCCCAGUGCCUUUUGCAGAAUCUUUUGCAAUCUCUGUAUCCAAGCAAGGGGAAAUCUGUGCAUUCAAGAUCCACGGGCAGGAGCUGCCCUUCGAGGCUGUGGUGCUGAAUAAGACAUCUGGAGAGGGCCGGCUCCGUGCCAAGAGUCCCAUCGACUGUGAGCUGCAGAAGGAGUACACGUUCAUCAUCCAGGCCUACGACUGUGGUGUGGGGCCCCAGGAGGCAGCCUGGAAGAAGUCACACAAGGCUGUGGUCCACAUCCAGGUGAAGGAUGUCAAUGAGUUUGCUCCCACCUUCAAAGAGCCAGCCUACAAGGCCAUCGUCACCGAGGGCAAGAUCUACGACAGCAUCCUGCAGGUAGAAGCCAUUGAUGAGGACUGCUCCCCCCAGUACAGCCAGAUUUGCAACUAUGAGAUUGUCACAACAGAUGUGCCUUUUGCCAUUGACAGAAAUGGCAACAUCAGGAACACAGAGAAGCUGAACUUUGACAAGCAACAUCAGUAUGAGAUCCUGGUGACUGCUUAUGACUGUGGACAGAAGCCUGCUGCUCAGGACACCCUGGUCCAAGUGGAUGUGAAGCCAGUGUGCAAGCCUGGCUGGCAAGACUGGACCAAAAGGAUUGAGUACCAGCCUGGCUCGGGGAGCAUGCCCUUGUUCCCCAGUAUCCACCUGGAGACGUGCGAUGGCGCUGUGUCCUCCCUCCAGGUCACCGCCGAGCUGCAGACUAAUUACAUCGGCAAGGGCUGUGACCGGGAGACCUACUCUGAGAAAUCCCUUCAGAAAUUAUGUGGAGCAUCCUCAGGCAUCAUUGACCUCUUGCCAUCCCCGAGUGCAGCUACCAACUGGACUGCAGGACUGCUGGUGGACAGCAGUGAGAUGAUCUUCAAGUUUGAUGGCAGGCAGGGCGCCAAGAUCCCUGAUGGGGUUGUGCCCAAGAACCUGACAGACCAGUUCACCAUCACUAUGUGGAUGAAGCAUGGCCCCAGCCCCGGUGUGAGAGCUGAGAAGGAAACCAUCCUCUGUAACUCGGAUAAAACUGAAAUGAACCGGCAUCACUACGCCCUGUAUGUUCACAACUGCCGCCUCGUCUUCCUCCUGCGGAAGGACUUCGACCAGGCAGACACCUUUCGUCCUGCAGAGUUUCACUGGAAGCUGGACCAGAUUUGUGACAAAGAGUGGCAUUACUAUGUCAUCAAUGUGGAGUUUCCUGUGGUCACCCUAUACAUGGACGGAGCAACAUAUGAACCAUACCUGGUGACCAAUGAUUGGCCCAUUCAUCCAUCUCAUAUAGCCAUGCAACUUACUGUCGGCGCUUGUUGGCAAGGAGGCGAAGUGGCCAAACCACGGUUUGCACAGUUUUUCCAUGGCAGCCUCGCCAGUCUCACGAUCCGUCCCGGCAAAAUGGAAAGCCAGAAGGUGAUCUCUUGCCUGCAAGCCUGCAAAGAAGGGCUGGAUAUUAACUCCCUGGAAAGCCUCGGGCAAGGAAUAAAGUAUCACUUCAACCCUUCGCAGUCUGUUCUCGUGAUGGAAGGUGAUGACAUUGGGAACAUCAACCGAGCCCUCCAGAAGGUCUCCUACAUCAACUCCAGGCAGUUCCCAACAGCAGGUGUCCGGCGCCUCAGACUCUCUUCCAAAGUCCAGUGCUUUGGGGAAGAUGUGUGCAUCAGCAUCCCAGAUGUGGAUGCCUACAUCAUGGUCCUGCAGGCCAUUGAGCCCCAGAUCACCCUCCAGGGAACAGAGCGCUUCUGGAGACCUGCUGCCCAGUUUGCAAGUGCCAGAGGAGUGACUCUCUUCCCUGACAUCAAGAUUGUGAGCACCUUUGCCAAAACUGAGGCCUCUGGGGACACGAGAACCACAGGUACAGCCCCCAAAUCAGCGGUCUUGGAAGAAAUGCUGCACAACUUGGAUUUCUGUGACAUUUUGGUGCUUGGAGGGGACUUGGAUCCAAGACAAGAGUGCUUGGAGCUCAACCACAGUGAGCUCCACCAGCGACACCUGGAUGCCACUAAUUCUACAGCUGGCUACUCCAUCUAUGGUGUGGGAUCCAUGAGCCGCUACGAGCAGGUGCUGCACCACCUGCGUUACCGCAACUGGCACCCCAGUUCCCUUGAGACCCGGAGGUUCCGCAUCAAGUGUUCAGAACUCAAUGGGCGUUACACUAGCAAUGAGUUCAACUUGGAGGUCAGUGUCCUCCAUGAAGUCAAAGUCUCUGAGAAGGAACACGUCAACCACCUCAUUGUACAGCCACCCUUCCUCCAGUCUGUCCACCACCCUGAGUCCCGGAGCAGUAUCCAGCGCAGUUCAGUGGUCCCGAGCAUCGCCACAGUGGUCAUCAUUAUCUCUGUAUGCAUGCUAGUGUUUGUUGUGGCCAUGGGUGUGUACCGAGUCCGAAUUGCCCACCAGCAUUUUCUCCAAGAGACUGAGGCUUCCAAAGAGACUGAGAUGGAUUGGGAUGACUCCGCACUGACUAUCACAGUCAACCCUAUGGAGAAACAUGAAGGACCAGGGCAUGGGGAAGAUGAGACCGAAGGAGAGGAGGAAGAGGAAGCAGAGGAAGGCAUGAGCUCCAGCAGCAGUGGCUCUGAUGAGAGCGAAGAGGAAGAGGAGGAAGGCACGGGCAGAGGCAGACAUGGGCAGAGUGGCACGAGGCAAGCCCAGCUAGAGUGGGAUGAUUCCACCCUCCCCUACUAGUGACCACAGCUCUGCUGACCAGCCCACAUGCCCCUUUUUGUAAAUCCCAACCCAAUGUAUGCCCAAGCCUGUCACACUUGCCUCUAAUUUCUAUGACAGGUCUGGGAAGGCCAUCAGCUUCCUGGAAUCUGCCCUCUAUGUUUCAGGCACUGCCUAUGUCCCAACCAUGGGGCAGUUCCAGAAGCCCAGUGUCACCAUCAGUGAGGACUUCAGGGUGGUUAUACUGUCCUGUAGCCCUCACUUCCUCUGCCCUGGGCUCACCCAGAAUCCUGUCACCCACCCAGUCUGCAGAGUUCUGAACACCUUGUUCUUUUCUGCAGGGGAGAAGGUCCACCUUUAUGUCACUUACCACCCCCUAGGCUCAGUGUUUUCAAACCCCUUGGGUUGUAACUCACUGUGUAUGUACUUGACUGAAAAGCCUUUCUCCACCUACACCAGCAGGGCCUCCCUGUACUUGGUCUCCAGGUUGCUUUAUACAGGGAGGGCAGUGGAAUCUCAUAAACCUGAGGUCUUCGGGCUUAAGAAUUGAAAAGAAAGCCUUUGUUGAGGCAGAAUCGAGUUUCCAGGGAAAGGUUCAUAGUGUAUGUAUACAUGCACAAACACCACACACACACACACACACACACA